Funneliformis mosseae is the source of this 1152-nucleotide messenger RNA. Lineage: Eukaryota; Fungi; Glomeromycota; Glomeromycetes; Glomerales; Glomeraceae. The record is from the annotation of a GenBank genome assembly.
AUGCAACAGUUAAUAAAUAAUAAACUUGUUCGUUACAUAGCAGCAUUUAUUAUUGCAUGUGACUUGUUUUAUAUCGCAUCCAUACAAUUAUUCAGUCAAAAUAAAAGUUUACCAACGUUAACAAGUAUUAAAAUAGAAAUAGAUUUAAAGAAUGAUGGAGAAGGAAUCGCUAAAAACUUGUCAAACAAUAUACAGACCUUUCGAACAAGACCAAAAGAAGGUCAUAUAAUUGAUUAUACACGAGUGGUAGAUCAUUGCGAUAUGAGCAAAUUUCUCGCCGAACAAUGUUUGGAAUAUCUUGAUAAACAUGAAUCAGAAUAUACCAUUCCUAAUCCGAAUUUAACUUUAAAUGACGCGUCAAAGUGCUUGCCUGAUCAACCUCCGACCCUUUUCCAUGUAUUUUGGAAAGGGGAUUUUAGUGACAAGAUUGCAAUGAUGAUCAAAUCUUUUAUGUUCACACAACCUUUACAAUGUUCAAAGUUAUACGUUUGGUUAGACGAUAAUGAGAUGAGAUUGGAAGACAAUCCACACGCAAAGCCUUUACUUAAAUUUUCACCAAAAUUUAUUGAAUUUAUGAAAUGGGAUACCGAAGAACAACUUGAUCAAGAUCCGAUAUACCAUGGAUGGAAAUCCAUUUAUAAUUCAAAACAAAGGACUGUAUCAUUCAGUGAUAUGGUACGUUUCGUUGUCCUUCAACGAUAUGGAGGAAUUUAUGUGGAUGCCUAUCAAUGGAGUUUCAAGGAAGAUUAUAACACCGCUGUAUUACGACUUCGUGCAAAUAGUACAACCACUAGGAUGGUAAUUGAAGGUACAAUUCAAAAUCAUAUGAAAUUUCAUCCUUUCGACAUCAAGAAGUAUUUUUGGAAUCAUAAACAACCAAAAUCAAUUUUAACACCGAAUAUCAAUGUAUGGUACGAUGUAUUUAGGCCUGACUUGGCCCCAAAUGAAUUUAUAAAUGUUGAGCCGAUGGAUGCCACGCCUGCACUACGUAAGGUUGAUGGAUUUUUCCCCGGCGCAUUUACUUAUCAUUGGCAUAACAAUUGGAAAACUAAAAUUCUUCCAAAUUCUUGGAUGGGAGUAUUACAAUCCGCUUACGAUGAAUUCUUGAAUGGUCAGCAAUCUAAUAUCUAUAAUGAAUAUUUAGAGUUUUAA